GUAACCCAGACGAGGCACCUGUCUUGCUUUCAGAUGCUAUAGACUCCCCUCUCUCGACAUUUCUCACUGCUCGUAAUCUUCGAAACUCCAACCUCCGUAUCUCCUCUCGUCUCUGCUUCUUAAACGCACGAAUUCUCUCUAGAUACACGACCCUAAUCUCUCAGCUUCUUUGUUUGCGAUGUCGAAGUUGUCAUCAACCGUUCCGAAUCAGAUUCGCUUCUUGCUCCAGAGUUUGAACGAAGCCAAUGUCGAUUCUGUUUUCCGAGAGCUAUGCCAGUUUAUUGAAUAUGGAGUUGAGGGAAGUGUUCUGGUGCUCCAAACAUGCUUGGAACAGCUGCAUUUUAACAGGACAGACUUGAAAGGCAUGCAGCUGGAACCAGUUUUCGUGUCCAUUUUCAAAUUUCUUUUGGACAAACCAAAUUUCAGUACUGUGUUUUGCCAGUCAUUAAGAAGCUUGGAGAUAAAUGAUGAAUUCCUAGAGAAUUUGUCUAAUGUGUUACAUUUAUCUCUGUCUGAAAAAAUUAGCAUUGGUCUUGCUCUGUCUGAUUCUGAGAUUGUUGAAUCCAGAAUGAGUGCAAAGAAAUUUUGCAUGGCUCAGAUUGAGGAACUGUGUGAAAAUCCAGUUUCUCUGAAUUCAGCAGAGCAAAUUCAGAAUAUUGUUAUGUUUCUUCAGCGGUCAGGGGGCCUCUCCAAGCACAUAGACCACCUUUUGCAGAUAUUAUCCUCGGUGCAACCAAAAGAGUCUUUUCCAUUUGUUUUAACUCCACUGCUUUCAGAUGAAAUGCGAGAGGCUAAUUUCCUGAGGAAUUUGGAUAUGUACCAUGAAUGCAAGGAAAGCGAGUUUGAUGCUUUAUUAGCUGAAUUGGAGAAGGAGAGAAGUGCAGGUGAUAUUGUGAAGGAAUUAGGCUAUGGAUGCACAUUUGAUGUCUCACACUGCAAAGAGAUUUUGUCUCACUUCUUACCACUGACCGAGAGUACCAUCUCAAAGAUACUUGGAACUAUUGCAAGCAACCCUACUGGCCUAGAAGACAACCAAAGCACAUUUUCAAACUUUGGUAUAGCUCUUGGAUGUAGCAUUUACCCUGAUCUCCCACAGUUAAGUUCCUGGGAUAUUGACAUCCUCGUGAAAACUAUCAAGCAACUUGCUCCUGGUACUAAUUGGAUACAAGUGAUGGAAAAUAUGGAUCACGAGGGAUUUUAUAUCCCUAGUGAGGAAGCAUUCUCUUUCUUCAUGUCUGUAUAUAGACAUGCUUGCCAGGAUCUAUUCCCUCUCCAUGCUAUUUGUGGAUCCCUGUGGAAGAAUACUCAGGGUCAACUAUCAUUUCUCAAAUAUGCUGUAUUGGCCCCUCCAGAAGUGUUUACCUUUGGUCAUUCUGGAAGACAGCUGGUAUAUAAUGACGCAGUACAUGGUCAUAAGCUUCAUCCUGGACAUUCAAAUCAUGCAUGGUUCUGUUUGGACCUUUUGGAUGUGCUUUGUCAACUAGCUGAGAUGGGUCAUUCAAGUUCUAUUCGGUCAAUGCUCGAAUAUCCUCUCAAGCACUGUCCAGAAAUCUUACUUCUUGGAAUGUCACAUAUCAAUACUUCGUAUAACCUUCUCCAAUAUGAAGUAUCUAUUAAAGUUUUCCCUAUGUUAAUCAAAAGCUCCGCAGGUAGCGGUAUGAUUCUUUACCUCUGGCAUGUAAACCCUAGUCUUGUUUUGCGGGGAUUUGUAGAUUCUCACAACAUUGAACCAGAUUGCAUGACCAAGAUAUUGGACAUAUGCCAAGAAUUGAAGAUUCUGUCAUCAGUAUUAGACAUGAUUCCUUCUCCUUCUGGCAUCAGAUUGGCAGCCGUAGCUUCACGGAAAGAACUCAUUGACCUUGAAAAGUGGCUGACUACUAAUUUAGUUACAUAUAAAGAUUUUUUCUUUGAGGAAUGUUUCAAGUUUUUGAAGGAGGUCCAACACGGUGGAUCACAGGAUUUUUCUACCAAACCUUUCCAUCAUACUAGCUCUAUAACAAAUGUUUAUUUGGAGACUUGUUCUACCUUCCUGAAGGUCCUUAAGGCCCACACAAGCUUAACUAUCUCUAGUCGACUUUCUGAGGAAAUGGAAAAGUUAAAUUUAACAAUUAUGGACUCUAAUCCGCGGCUGCAAAAUGGUGCCUCUGUAGAUUCAUCUGCCUCUGAGGGGUUUUCAGAUGAUGUUGAGGCAGAAGCAAAUUCUUACUUCCAUCAAAUGUUUUCCAGUCAAUUGACAAUUGAUGCAAUGGUUCAAAUGCUUGCUCGAUUCAAGGAGUCACCUGUAAGAAGGGAGCAGUUAAUUUUUGAAUGCAUGAUUGGCAAUCUAUUUGAGGAGUAUAGAUUCUUCCCAAAGUAUCCUGAAAGGCAACUAAAAAUUGCUGCUGUUCUGUUUGGUUCUGUUAUCAAGCACCAGCUUGUAACUCAUCUAACACUUGGGAUUGCCUUGCGUGGCGUUUUAGAUGCACUACGAAAACCCCCAGAUUCCAAAAUGUUUGUUUUUGGAACGAAGGCUUUGGAGCAGUUUGUGGAUCGUCUGAUUGAGUGGCCACAAUAUUGCAACCAUAUCUUACAAAUAUCUCAUCUGCGUGGCACUCAUUCAGAGCUUGUUUCUUUCAUUGAGCGGGCGCUUGCUCGGAUUUCAUCAGGUCAUUUGGAAUCAGAUGGAAGUAACAAUCCUUCAGCUGCUAAUCAUCAUGGUUUAUCUCAGGCUGGCUCAGGGAAUGGGGAGUUAAAUAGUGUUAAUGUCACACAGCCUGUGCAGCAACUUUCCUCUGCACUGCAUGUACAGAGACACGAAACUCCUCUUGACGACCGUCAUAAGAUAUCUGUGGUUUCAUCUAACGACACCAAAUCUCAUUUAUCUGCUGGAGGGCAUUCUUCAGUUGCUCCUUUAGGUGAUAUUUCAAGUAUUCAGAAGAAUGUGGCCAGUACUUCAUCCAUACUGUCUUCUUCACAUGGUUUCAUACGUCCUUCUCGGGGCACUACCUCUGCUAGGUUUGGCUCUGCUUUGAACAUCGAAACUCUUGUAGCUGCCGCUGAGAGAAGGGAAACACCAAUAGAGGCUCCAGCAUCUGAGAUUCAGGAUAAAAUAUCGUUCAUCAUUAACAAUAUUUCAGCUGCAAAUAUUGAAGCUAAAGCAAAAGAGUUUACUGAAAUAUUGAAAGAGCAGUAUUAUCCCUGGUUUGCCCAGUAUAUGGUUAUGAAAAGAGCAAGCAUAGAGCCCAAUUUUCAUGAUUUGUACUUGAAGUUUCUUGAUAAAGUUAAUUCAAAGGCCUUAAAUAAGGAGAUUGUCCAGGCCACUUAUGAGAACUGCAAGGUUCUCUUAGGUUCAGAGCUAAUAAAAUCAAGCUCAGAGGAGCGCUCAUUACUUAAAAACCUUGGAAGCUGGCUUGGGAAAUUAACAAUUGGCAGGAAUCAAGUUCUAAGGGCUCGUGAAAUUGAUCCCAAAUCUUUGAUCAUAGAGGCAUAUGAGAAGGGGCUGAUGAUUGCUGUAAUUCCAUUUACUUCGAAGGUUCUGGAGCCAUGCCAAAGCAGUCUAGCAUAUCAACCUCCUAAUCCCUGGACUAUGGGUAUUCUUGGAUUGCUUGCUGAAAUUUAUUCAAUGCCAAACUUGAAAAUGAACCUUAAGUUUGACAUAGAGGUUUUAUUCAAGAACCUUGGUGUAGAUUUGAAGGACAUAACACCCACUUCCCUUUUGAAGGAUCGGAAAAGAGAAAUUGAAGGGAACCCUGAUUUCUCUAAUAAAGAUGCUGGAGCAUCACAACCACAGAUUGUUGCUGAUGUUAAGUCUGGAAUGAUCUCUCCGCUAAAUCAUGCUGAGUUACCACUUGAGGUUGCCAAUCCACCUAGUUCUGGUGGCCAUACACACUUGUUAUCUCAGUAUGCUGCUCCUGUUCAUCUUCCUUCGGGGACGCUGAUGGAGGAUGAGAAACUAGCUGCGCUAGGCUUGUCCGACCAGCUUCCUUCUGCUCAAGGGCUAUUUCAAGCUACUCCAUCCCAGUCACCUUUUUCUGUCAGUCAGCUUCCCACUGCAAUGCCCAACAUUGGAACUCAUGUUAUAAUCAACCCGAAGCUCAAUUCUUGGGGAUUGCACUUGCAUUUUCAAAGAGUGGUUCCUAUUGUAAUGGAUAGAGCUAUCAAAGAAAUAGUGUCUGGCAUCGUUCAGCGUAGUGUUUCUAUAGCAACACAGACAACAAAGGAACUCGUUUUGAAGGAUUAUGCCAUGGAAUCUGAUGAGACACGAAUAUAUAAUGCAGCACACUUAAUGGUUGCAAGUUUGGCGGGAAGCUUAGCUCAUGUGACGUGCAAGGAGCCAUUACGCACUUCAAUUUCAACGCAACUAAGGAAUUCUCUUCAAGGUUUGAGUGUUGCGAGUGAACUUCUGGAGCAUGCUGUGCAACUCGCUACGAAUGAUAACCUUGAUCUUGGGUGUGCAAUAAUUGAGCAGGCUGCUACAGAUAAGGCAAUACAAACCAUUGAUGGGGAAAUAUCUCAACAACUUUCUUUAAGAAGGAAGCAUAGGGAUGGUGUUGGUCCUACAUUUUUUGAUGCAAGCAUGUAUACCCAGGGUUCUAUGGGUGUUGUACCUGAGGCCCUCCGCCCUAAACCCGGUCACCUGUCUGUCUCUCAACAGCGAGUUUACGAGGACUUUGUUCGACUUCCAUGGCAAAACCAAUCAAGCCAGAGCUCUCAUUCUGUUCCUACGGGUUCAUCCUCUUCUUCGGGUGCUAGUGGUCUGGCUAAUACAUUUGGUUCGGCUUCAGGUUCUGGACAACUUAAUGCAGGUUACUCAUCUCCUCCAGGCAAUUUAGGAUUUGAAGCAGUCUCACGGACAGUGGAAAUGGCUUCUGAUUCUGUUGAAUCUAACUCAGCUGCGCUUCUUAGUGCAUCAUCUAUUCAUAUUGGGGCAAGUGAUGGUGUUAUCCAGCAAAAUUCUGAAAACAACUCUAUCAGUGCUUCCUUUUCGUCUGCUGCUGCUGCCCCUGAACCCCAGCUAGGGGAUUCCUCUGAUGCUGUAAAGGAAUCAAUAAUUUCACCGCAGCCAAUAUCUUCAUCAGCUGCUUCUGAUAGACUGGGGAGUGGAAUUUCAGAACCUUCUUUAAACACAAGGGAUGCAUUGGAUAAAUAUCAGAUUGUUGCACAAAAGUUGGAGGCUUUGAUUAAUAGUGAUGCUAGAGAAGUAGAAAUCCAGGGAGUAAUUGCUGAGGUUCCUGAAAUAAUACUUAGGUGUAUCAGUCGAGAUGAGGCUGCCUUGGCUGUGGCACAAAAGGUUUUCAAGGGUUUAUAUGAAAAUGCAUCAAACAAUUUUCAUGUUAAUGCUUGUCUUGCAAUUCUGGCUGCUAUUCGUGAUGUUUGCAAGCUUGUGGUUAAAGAACUCACUAGCUGGGUGAUUUACUCGGACGAGGAGCGGAAGUUCAACAAAGACAUUACUCUUGGUCUUAUACACAGUGAAUUGCUCAAUCUUGCGGAGUACAAUGUACAUAUGGCAAAGCUUAUUGAUGGGGGGAGGAAUAAGGGUGCGACUGAGUUUGCUAUUUCCCUUGUCCAAACUCUAGUUAUGGAAGAAUCGAAAGUUAUAUCUGAACUACAUAAUCUUGUUGAUGCUUUGGCUAAGCUUGCUGCAAAACCUGGAUCUCCCGAGUCAUUACAACAACUGAUUGAGAUUGUGAGGAAUCCUGUUGCUAAUUCUGCUGUUUUUUCUGGCUUUACUGUGGGAAAAGAAGAUAAGACAAGACAGUCUAGAGAUAAAAAGGCUGUAAGUCAGUCUGUAUCUAACAGGGAAGACUAUGGCAAUGCUGAAUCUGUGGAACCAGAUCCUGUUGGUUUGCAUGAGCAGGUUACCAUGCUAUUUGCUGAAUGGUACCGAAUAUGUGAACUUCCGGGUGCAAAUGAUGCUGCUUGUACUCAUUAUAUCCUACAAUUGCAUCAAAAUGGACUAUUGAAGGGGGAUGACAUGACAGAUUGCUUUUUCCGAAUCCUUACGGAACUCUCUGUUGCACAUUGCUUAUCCUCUGAGGUGAUUACUUCUGCUACUCUGCAAUCAACUCAACAAGGGCAGACUUUGUCCUUCCUUGCCAUUGAUAUUUAUGCCAAGCUUGUUUUUUCUAUCCUGAAAGUGGAGCAAGGAUCUAGCAGAUUCUUUCUGUUGUCAAAGAUUUUGGCUGUUACUGUGAGAUUUAUACAAAAGGAUUCUGAAGAGAAAAAAACAUCUUUUAACCCAAGACCAUAUUUCCGACUGAUUGUGAACUGGCUGAUGGACCUUAUCUCCCCAGAUCCUGUUAUUGAUGGUGCAAACUUUCAGAUCUUGACAGCUUUUGCUGGGGCAUUCCAUAAUUUGCAGCCCCUCAAAGUGCCUGCAUUCAGCUUUGCGUGGCUUGAGCUGGUGAGUCACAGGAGCUUCAUGCCAAAAUUGCUCACAGGAAAUGCUCAGAAGGGCUGGCCGUAUGUCCAACGCUUGCUUGUAGAUCUAUUCCAGUUCCUGGAGCCAUUUUUGAGGAGUGCUGAACUAGGAAUGCCAGUUCACUUUCUGUACAAAGGUACACUAAGAGUGCUGCUUGUUCUGCUUCACGAUUUCCCAGAAUUUCUCUGCGAUUAUCAUUUCACCUUCUGUGAUGUAAUUCCUCCAAGCUGCAUACAAAUGCGUAAUAUUAUUCUCAGUGCCUUCCCCCGCAAUAUGAGGCUGCCAGAUCCAUCUACUCCCAACUUGAAGAUUGAUUUGCUUCCAGAAAUAAGGGAGGCUCCUCACAUUCUUUCUGAGGUUGAUGCAGUCCUAAAAGCAAAGCAGAUGAAAGCUGAUGUGGAUGAGUAUCUCAAGAUGGCAACUCUGCAGACGAGACAACAGGGUUCUUCAUUCCUUACUGAACUGAAGCAGAGACUACUACUUUCACCGAGUGAAGCUACCUCAGCCGGUACCCGAUACAAUGUACCAUUGAUAAACUCACUUGUGCUUUAUGCUGGGAUGCAGGCCAUUCAGCAGCUGCAAGCAAGAACACCUCAUGCACAGUCAACAGGGAACACUUCUGCUCUUGCUGUCUUAUUGGUGGAUGCUGCUCUGAAUAUUUACCAGACACUUAUACUAGAACUGGACACUGAAGGACGAUACCUCUUUUUAAAUGCUGUUGCCAACCAACUACGCUACCCUAACAAUCAUACGCAUUACUUCUCAUUUGUCCUACUCUAUUUAUUUGCAGAAUCAAACCAGGAAAUUAUUCAGGAGCAGAUCACGAGAGUACUUUUGGAACGCCUAAUAGUUAAUCGACCACAUCCAUGGGGCCUUCUGAUUACUUUCAUCGAGCUCAUCAAGAAUCCUAGAUACAACUUCUGGAAUCGAUCCUUCAUAAGAUGUGCUCCAGAGAUUGAAAAACUCUUUGAAUCAGUGGCAAGAUCAUGUGGUGGCUUAAAGCCUAUGGAUGAGAGUAUGGUUUCUAGCUGGGUUUCUGAGGGCACACACUGAGGCUCCUGUCUGAUUUUCUGCCCCUUUUGUAAUCUACCUAUUAAUUUGUCGUUUACAAUUAAACCCAUUGUACAAUACUUGCAAAAAUACAUCAAUUCUUUUUGUUUUUUUCCA
This is a messenger RNA of Manihot esculenta (cassava), 7567 nucleotides long. Its product is annotated as CCR4-NOT transcription complex subunit 1-like. NCBI's taxonomy places the organism in Eukaryota, Viridiplantae, Streptophyta, Magnoliopsida, Malpighiales, Euphorbiaceae. Gene Ontology annotation, molecular function: molecular adaptor activity. The transcript is spliced from 51 exons. The coding region runs from base 179 to 7453 and encodes 2424 amino acids. Gene Ontology annotation, cellular component: P-body; CCR4-NOT core complex. Gene Ontology annotation, biological process: nuclear-transcribed mRNA catabolic process, deadenylation-dependent decay. The record is from RefSeq and is a predicted model, not a curated record.